AUGACCAUUAACGUUAUAAGCGGGGGAGAAGAAAUUAAUGGCGUGACAUACACGACAGCCAAGAAAGUUUCAAAAGUUUCAGUUACACACGGGAAGCGGGUCCGACAUGUUUUGGAGGAGGAGAGUAUUACAUUUGAUGAUGCAUAUGCGGAUGGCGUGUUAACUCCACACAACGAUGCACUGGUAAUAUCUCCACUUGUACAUGAAAAUGUGAAACGAGUUUUGAUUGAUCCAGGUAAUUCCGUGAACAUCAUUUUGCUAAGAGUAUUAAACGAGAUGCAAGCCGAAGAUAAGCUAGUACCUAAGGCACAUACGUUAUCUGGCUUUGACAAUUCAAGCGUCGUGACAAAAGGGGAGGUAGUACUUACAACAUUCGCAGAGGGAGUUGUCAAAGAUACGAAAUUUCAGGUGGUAGAGAUGGAUAUGGUUUACAAUAUGAUUCUCGGGAGACCAUGGAUUCAUGAAAUGGAUGCUGUGCCAUCUACCUUACAUCAAGUCAUUAAAUUCCCAUCACAAUGGGGAAUCCGUCAAAUCCGUGGUGAUCAACAGACACCUAAGAGCAUCAACUCCAUAGCAGAUUCAAGCACAAAAAAUGAAGAAAAAUAG
Molecule: messenger RNA, 606 nt
Organism: Nicotiana attenuata
Lineage: Eukaryota; Viridiplantae; Streptophyta; Magnoliopsida; Solanales; Solanaceae
Exons: 1
Coding region: 1-606 (201 amino acids)
Source: RefSeq, a predicted model, not a curated record